AGUUGAGGGGAGUUUCCUGCAAGCUCGGCUUCCUCAACAUGGCAGCUCCCUUAUCAGUGGAGGUGGAGUUCGGUGGUGGCGCGGAGCUCCUGUUCGACGGAGUAAAGAAGCAUCAGAUCACCUUGCCUGGACAGGAGGAGCCCUGGGACAUCCGGAGCCUCCUCGUCUGGAUCAAGAAGAACUUGCUCAGAGAGCGGCCAGAGCUGUUCCUCCAGGGAGACAGUGUGCGGCCAGGAAUCCUGGUACUGGUUAACGAUGCCGACUGGGAACUGCUGGGCGAGCUGGACUACCAGCUUCAGGACCAGGACAGCGUCCUCUUCAUAUCCACGCUGCACGGCGGCUGAGGGCCCCUCUCUGUGCCUGGGCCCUCCUUGGGGUGGGGAGAACCACCAGACCUCCCCUCGGGCCCUGCUUCCAGAGCUCCCUGCACCCCUUGGCUGCUUUCUUCCCUGCUCUGUCCCCUCUGCUCCCUCCAGGCAGGGAAAAGAGGGCAGGUGCUAAAAUGAGCCUUUCGCAGGCACAUGAGCAGGAGAAGGCAGGCAGGCAGGCGCCUGAGCCCAGCCCUCCCUCCCCCAGCAGCUGAGGUGGGGGAGGGUGCCCCUCUGGUUUGUCCAGAGUAGAGGGGGUGCCUGGAGCCAGGUGACCCAGCGGCCUUCCAUUCCUAUGUCUCAGUCUGAACACUGAGUGACCACUGACAGGCGCUCCAGCUCCAGGUCAUAAUGUCUUCGUGGGAAAGAUGAGUGGUCCUCAACAGCUGAUGGGAUGCCCCCUCCCUGCCCAAACACUGGAGCAGUCCCCGCCUCAGUUUCCCCAUCUGGACAGUAGAGGGCUCUGCCUGUCCCCCACUGAUGUCAUUAUGGAACCCCAGCUGGGGUCCCCUAUUCAGUGCUGACCCCCUGCCCACCACCCAGCAGCUGCUCUUCCAACCACACCCCUCCUCCUGCUCCCCCCAUCUCCAGCCCUUGACCCUGGCUGGCCUUCCCCCUCCCCCCCCACAGGCCACCAGAUGGGCUCCUGAGACCUUCCCCCAGCAAAAGGCUGCCUGCAGCCCAUUCUGGAGAGGAAGAAGAGGGCUUAACCUUGGACUGGCAGAGGCCUGGAAGGGUCAGUGUGCCUCAGUUUCCUUCUCAGCAACAACUGAUGAAUUGCAGUGUCUGAAAAUGUGGGUGAUACUGAUGUCCCAAAUUAGUCUCUGUCUCCCUUUCUGCCUCCUGCGGGAAGCAGGAGCGGGGCAAGCAGCACCUGGGUGGGCAGUGCAGCUCACCCCUCCUCCCUCCAUCCCUUCUGGAAAUCUUGGGGCCUCAGGGUCUGCAACAGCUGGCCCUGGGCAAAUAAAAGACUAGGUUGUUUACUA
Molecule: messenger RNA, 1354 nt
Organism: Artibeus jamaicensis (Jamaican fruit-eating bat)
Lineage: Eukaryota; Metazoa; Chordata; Mammalia; Chiroptera; Phyllostomidae
Gene: URM1
Product: ubiquitin related modifier 1
Exons: 5
Coding region: 39-344 (101 amino acids)
Biological process (GO): protein urmylation; tRNA thio-modification
Cellular component (GO): nucleus; cytoplasm
Molecular function (GO): protein tag activity
Source: RefSeq, a predicted model, not a curated record